This is a messenger RNA of Penicillium subrubescens, 3027 nucleotides long. RefSeq names its product telomere length regulation TEL2 family protein. Gene Ontology annotation, molecular function: telomeric repeat DNA binding; Hsp90 protein binding. The record is from RefSeq and is a predicted model, not a curated record. Lineage: Eukaryota; Fungi; Ascomycota; Eurotiomycetes; Eurotiales; Aspergillaceae. Gene Ontology annotation, cellular component: cytosol. The transcript is spliced from 6 exons. The coding region runs from base 1 to 3027 and encodes 1008 amino acids. Gene Ontology annotation, biological process: telomere maintenance via telomerase; protein stabilization.
AUGGAUGGUUUAUUGACUGCUGUGAAGACCAUAAACCGGGACUCUGAAUCCCCGUUGGUCGCUGUUGAGGCUCAGACUCGCAAUGACGCUUUCGUCAAACCCGCUGUCGAUCUGAGCCAAGAUAUAUCAUACCAGCAACUGGGACAGAUACUCAAGUCGCGUCCUGGCAACGAUGAGCUUGCAGCAGCUCUUGCGGCUCUGGACCCUUUCAACAAGUCAAGAAAAAUCGACGAGCUUGACAUUCGCAUUCCAGGUCCGACAACAGCUCAGAUUCUUCAAAUUUUAGUCAGCACCACCAUCCCAGACCAUUGGGCAUCUCUGAAUGGCAAGGACAGCAAGGCAAAGGACGCAAAAUGUCGAGCAGCUCUGUUGCGCUGCCUUAGCAGCAUAGCAGGAAUCGGGUCUCUUGUGGCUCAACUUCGAACUCUUAUCGCAAGUUCUCGAGCGGCAGCUCAUCAAGCUGAAGGCUCAAACAAGCAUCUCAUGAUCCAGGAUCUCUUGUCUGUUCUUGCUGCUCUGCUGGAACCAAAGGACUUCCUCUCUCGCAUCUACACCGAUAUCGUAUCGCUUCCUGAGAAUCGAAUUCGACAGCAAGCUGCAUGGAGAGAGUUCGUGUCUCUCGUUGCUACUGGUAAAAUACUUUCCACGGCAGCAGAAGCGCUUACCGUUGCAAAUGCAUCUGAACCCUUAUCAUCCGUCUCUUGGAUUGGGGAUGGCCCUCGUUAUGCAACCUGGCUGGGUGGAAUCAUCGCCCAUCUAGCCUCGAAAAUCAAAGUAGACGAAGUCAAUGACUGGACUUCGCUCGCUUUCCUUACUGGUCGGGCCUUAAGUCUAGGCUAUGCUGAUCAACUAGUCCGAGAGAUCGCUUCGGAAUUGCUAUUUGAGCAGCCAUCUUAUGCACAGUUUGGCUUGCUUGUUGACCAUCUCAGACAGCCGGAGCAGGUUGCUGUGCUGGAAGCUAUCUUCCGUGACGUACAGAAAAAGUACUUUUCAGAUGAUCUUUCAGAGUCAUUCAAGCAGUCAGAUGCAGCCAACAGUGUCAUCUCAGGAGUGGCCGCCCUUUGCAAAAUUGUCAUCGCAGAUCGGCCAUUCUUGAAAGACCAAAUAUUGGGUUGGCUCUCGAAAAGUCAAGGGGGCUCAAUCCAAACAGUCGGUCUACGCCGUGCCUUACUCGCGACGUACAAUGACUCUACUGAUACUUUGAAGUCAUUACUUGCGCUCAGUCUCGAGCAGUUUGGCGACAAGUUCUUUAUCAAACAUGUCCCGAACAUCACACAAAACACGAAUGCUCAAAUUAUCCUGCUAGCAGCAGGUCAGCUCAAUCGACUGGAUCCACUCCAGGUGCACGGAAUUGGACGUACAGGUGUUUUUCUCAACGCAGUUUCCAAUCGACUCGCAGCCUCAUCAAAUAGAGCCCGUUUCCUUGGAAUGAUUGUGGGAACCGGUAUUUCCCAACUCAUUGAAGAGCCCGGCAAGGCCAUGAAAUUUGAUCUUGACGAAAUGCAGAGCGAGGAGGCCCUUUGGUACUUGAGUCUCACCACGGUUCAUGACAAGGUUGGACCAGUUGAAUCUAUCAAAACGCUACAGAAAGCAUCUUCAAGCACACAACAACCGAUCAAAAGCACACAGCCCAAUCGGAAUCAGAAACCAAGUGCACGCUCAAACCGACCUCAAACGAGCAAGAUUGUCGCUAUUGAAGAAAUAGAUGACAGCGAGGAAGAGCCCGAGGAAGACGAUGAUCUCCUCCCGUAUGAAAAACCGGAUGAGGAUGCAGAGGAUGAGGACGAGGACCCUACAUUAAUCCAGCGGAACAAGCCAAGCGCGCCUGUAUACAUUCGCGACUUGAUUUCAUACCUCCGUGAUACUGAGAACGUUGAACGCUACCAUCUUGCCAUCUCGACUGCCCCAUCCUUGAUCAGACGGAAGACAGGAUUCGGAACAGAACUCGCUGAACAAGUUGAGGAACUGGCUUUAACUCUAGUCAGUCUACAAAACGACAACAAUCACCCAUCUUUCCACGAAUCACGUCUGCAGAGCAUGAUUGCCCUCAUAGUCUCGCAGCCACUCAAAAUGGGCCGUUGGUUCACCGCAAUCUUCUUCGAUGGAGAUCUGUCCCAAGUCCAGCGAUCUGCCGUGCUUACAGCCUUGGGUCUUAGCGCCCGUGAGAUUGCAGGCAAUGGUGAAGGGGAUGCAAAGGCACUGUCUCUCCCGACUCUGGGCGAUACAUCAUUCCCAUCCAAGCGGCUUUCACCUGCUUUGGAAGCCGUGUUCAUGGGCGCAAACGAAUCUCCUAUUGCGACUCUCACCAGAGAGAUGUCGCGAACAUCCUUGCAACCACUGGCGGCCGAUGCAGCAGACCGGAUGGCAGGUCCAAACGCACUCAAGGUGCGCACUUUCUCAUCGCGAAUGGAGGUCGAGAAGAAGCGGCAGCAGCGCGAGGCUCAGCGACAGAAGAAUGUUGUGAAAGAUGUACACAAGGUGCUCGCCGAGGGCUUCUUUUAUCCUCUCCAAGGCCGAUUCGAGAUCAUGAUGCUGCAGUUCGCCUCGUCCUCAGCCCCCUCCCACAAUCCAUUCUUCGUACCACAUAUUCUCACACUCUUUCUCCAAACACUCUCCCUCAUCUUCUCGACUGCGGGCCCACAUAGCCCAUCUCUCCCAGGCUUCACCCAUGAAACACUAUCAUUGCUCUUGUCGCUCCACACAGCCCCGAUAUCCAGUGAGCCUACCGUUACCGCGGCACUGCUGAGCUUGUUCUUGGCGGUUGUGGAUGUAAACAUUGCAUCUGGUUCUAACGGCGAAGAACGCCUCGUUACCGAACAUGCUACCAGGGUCAUGGAGCUACGCGAGUGGGCUUCUGAAAUCUUUGAUCGCAUGCCCUCGGGGAGCAGUAAAGCAGACUCCGGUCCAUUUGCUGACCCGCAGGAGCAAGUGCGGACACUGGCUGCGGGGAUAAUGGUGCGGCUUGGGGAGGUCAUAGAACGGUAUCAAGGUCGGUUGAUGGGCGUCAAUGCAGGCUUCAAAUAUUAA